This is a messenger RNA of Camellia sinensis, 2888 nucleotides long. NCBI's taxonomy places the organism in Eukaryota, Viridiplantae, Streptophyta, Magnoliopsida, Ericales, Theaceae. The record is from RefSeq and is a predicted model, not a curated record.
CUUUAAGUUUCAGCUGAAAAUUCUUGGAAUUACUUUAUGGAUUUAAUGGCAACUACUGAACCUCUUCAAAUUACUCGUCUCAUUAAUUUAGAAAUUCCAAAUUUGUUUUGGUUUCAGCUCUCGCUUCUUCUUCUCUGUUUCUUUCUCUCAACAUCUUCUGCUUCCUUUGUCUCUCUCUUCUCUACAUAUUCUUCUCUUUUAUGCAUCUUCCCUGGUUCUUUCUCUUUCUCUGCAUAGCUUAGCUUCGCUUCUUCUUCCUCUUCUUUACUGCUUUCUUCUUCUUCAUCUUCCCAGCUGGUUUCUUCUUCCUCUCCCCUGUUGCUUUCUCUUUCUUCUUCUUCACUGAUGUUGCUUCUAUAUUCUCUGCUUCUUUGAAUCUAUUAUCUACUUCCCCGCGUCUACUACUACUCCUGCUACUGCUGAUCUGUCUGUUCUCUGUUGUAGCUGUUGUUUUCUCUUCUCCGUAACUGUUAUUGGAUCUUUCCUCUGUCACUGAUGUUGCCUUCUCUCUUUCUUCUCUACUGCUGCUGCUGAUGAUGAUGAUGAUGAUGAGGAUUUCAUCCGUGUCCAAUUACUUAAUUUGUUUACUCUUUGCUUGGUACCACAUAUGUGUUUUGAUGGAAUUCCUGUGAGAAACCAAUUUUCUUGUUUGGGAGUUUGGGCUGAAUGUAGUAAAGUUCUCCAUUUGAGUUAUAUCACUUGAAAUUUUUUCUAACCAAAGUACCAAACUAAGCAAAAUCCGAGUACAUAGGAAGGAGAAACUUUGGAGCAAUUUUUUGAAACGUAAACAUCUCUUCAAACUCGAGAUGGGUUUUCUCCGACAAGAGGGGUUUGAUGUAAUGUGGUCCCAUAGGAAAAGAUUGAUUGCUGAGUACUGGCAUUGGAUAAGCUUAUUGCUGUAUGUCUGUCCCUUUGUUUUGAUUCUCUGUUUUAUGAACGUAUGAUAAGGUUUAUACUAAAGUUAUAAUGAUCAUGUUUCCUAUUUUACAGCUAAAGCUCUGCAACAUCUACAUAAACUUGGGAUUGUACACAGGGAUGUAAAACCAGCAAAUAUUCUUGUAAAGGCCAUCAUCAUUUUCUGAUUUGUUUUGUUUUGUUUUGUUUCUGAUCUUUUUGUGGGUAAGACUUUGUGUUUCCUAUUGAAGUGGUUGAAUAAUAUGCUGCUGGUGCCUCUGUUUUUUUUUUUUUUGGCAGCUUGAUGAAAACCUUCGUCCACAAUCUUAAACAAGUUUCUAUGGAGAACUGGAGAUCAUCUGGAAAGCCAACUGGUGGUUUCCAUAAAAAGAAUAUGGUCGGCACACUCAUUUAUAUGGCGCCUGAAAUAUUGAGAAAGGAGAUACAUAAUGAAAAGUCAGAUGUAUAUAGUUGCAGGUGUCCUUCACGUGUUGCAUCUUGCAUUUUUUGAAAUUUGUUGUGCUAGCGUGUCCAUGUCAUAUCUCUAUCGUGUCUCUUGUCCAUGUCCAUACUUCUUAGAGUGUCUAAUAAUGGAUUAAACACUAUUUUCUUGGGCUGACUAUUUUCAUGUCGUACUUGUCGAAAAGCAAAUAGAAUGAUUGGUCAUCUUGAUCAUUCAUGAAUGCCUUAAUUCACUUUAUCUAACAAAUUUCGUGGCAAUGUAAUAACAAGAAGGGUAUGCAUGUACUUUAUAUUGUUAGAUUCGGGGAUAACAUUUCAAUGCUAGAUAGUAGGUAUAGACCGAGUCUUUUGCUUUGUUAUCUAGGCAGCUUAUUUCUCUUACAGUCCUACCUUGUCGUAGAACUUGGGAUUUGAUAGAUCAUUAUCAUUUGCAAUGACAUGUAGAAGAAUUUAUUUUAUAUAAUUUCAUAUAAACAUGAAAUUUGAUAGAUCAUUAUCUUUUGCUUACUGGUGUUGUCCCAUAUACUGAUCUUCAUGCAGAAGCGCAGGCCCACGCUGUGCUGGAAAUGAACUGUACUGAACAGCAACUUACAGCAGCCGUGGUGUCUGAAGGAUUGCGACCUGCUCUUGCUGGUCACAGCUCGUCUGCACCAACAGAAAGAGAGUAGAGGAAGACGAAAAGGAAAAGGCACUUGUUGACCCCUCUAUCCCUCUUGGUGAUGAGGGCAUCCCGAGCCUUCUUGCUUAUCAAAAAAGUAUUAACUGGUUUACUGAGGGUGAAAACCUGUCAAAGAGAUCUUGUCUCGCAGCUGAUUCUGGUGUCAGAAUUUGGCCUGAUCCUUUUACUGAUCCUUCAGCAUACCAUCCAGUGCUGUCUUGGGAUCCUUCAGUACUUGUGGGAGUAGGGAGACAAUGGAGGACACUCACUUUCUUAUGCCCCAUAUGUGCGGUGAGAAGGAUAUCCAUGUGUUUGGAAUCUUUGAUGGUCAUCGAGGUGCAGCAGCUGCUGAGUUUUCUGCUCAAGCUCUACCAGGAUUUUUGCAAAGUCUUGGUUCCAUAAAAAGGUCCGAUGCAUUACUAGAAGCAUUUGUCAAGACAGAUGUUGCAUUCAGGAAUGAAUUGGAUUCCCAUCGUAAAUCUAAGGGAGUUAUUCAGAAAGACUGGCAUCCUGGUUGCACAGCCAUUGUGGCUCUUACAGUCAGAAACAAGCUUUUUGUUGCUAAUGCUGGCGAUUGCAGGGCAAUGCUAUGCCGAGCUGGCAGUGCUUAUGCUCUAAGUAAGGAUCAUGUUGCAAGUUGUCCCAAGGAGAGAGAACAUAUUAUCAGUGAAGGGGGACAGGUCAAAUGGCAAGUUGACACGUGGAGGGUUGGGCCUGCUGCUCUCCAGGUUUUCUUCUUAUCCUUUGCUUAACGAUAUUCUAGAAAAAUGUGUAGACUAUUGUCUUCUAAUAUGGUUGUCUAUUGUGAGGAAGUAUAUAAUAUAAACUUAUUUGUUUCGUCAAAUUCUUUUUGCACCAAGUGUUAAGACACAUG